UGUAGUGCUGCUGGAUGGCCUCCCAUAGAGGAAAUGCUGGGUCGGGCUACAGAAGAUUCUGAAUGCCAGCACAAAGAGACUUUAUUCUUAAAAUGAUAAGUCACUACACGAUUUGAACUUCAUUAAAGUAUGGUUCAUUUAACGGUUCUACAGGGUGUCUCUUGAUGUUGUGUUCAGAAUGGAUUGGAAGGGUGUGAGUAGAGGCCAGACAUCAGGAUGCUCUGCUGAUUAAGUACUGAUAGUGGUUAGUAGUUAAUAGACAGGAUGUCUGCUGUGUUGGUAAAGGGAAGUCUUGAGGAAUAUGCUGGGGGUAAAAUGAAAUACCCAAUCAUGGAUUAGAUGUGGUAAAAAGAGAAAAGGACAAACAAAAGAUGCUUCCUCAUGUGUAAGCAAACUUUGUCAGGCUCGAAUCACAGAGAAAAAGAGUGCUGUGGAGGACAGCCUGCAUUUCUGUGGGCAACACCCCAGCAGGGAUUUAGUGCUAGGAGCAUUAAGGAAGCUGAGGCCACUGGGACUUGCGGAACACUUGGAAGUAUGUAAACUUCCUCCAGAGGAGAGAAAAAGUGUGUGUGUGUGUGUGUGUGUGUGUGUGUGUGUGUGUGUGUGUGUGUGUGUGUGUACAGGCAUGUAAAUUCUACAGCUGUAGUCUCUGAGGCUGGAGAAUCACGGGUUCCACAACACCCUAAGCUAUAUAGUGAAACAAAGGAGAGCGAAGUGUCCAGACCAUCAGACUGUCUCCAUUCGCCUUUUCCUAGAUGGAUCUUAGAGGCCUCCGGCAUACCUCUCUGCAUGCGCUGUCCAGGAGUUCUGAGUAGGCAGAGGAUGGAGCUUAGAGGUCUCCUGCACACUUCUCUGCAUGCGCUGUCCAGGAGUUCUGAGUAGGCAGAGGAUGGAUCUUAGAGGCCUCCGGCAUACCUCUCUGCAUGCGCUGUCCAGGAGUUCUGAGUAGGCAGAGAGGCGACUUUCGUCUUCUGGAAUAACCUCCUGCAGUAAGGAGGUGGGCGGGCUCUGGGACUGAUAAGCUAAAUUAGAUGGAAAGUGGCUCAAAUCAGAUUCUAGGUGAUUGACUGCUCCUGCCUCUCGACUCACUGCUCCUGUUUUCUAUUCCACUCAUUUGGCAAAUGAUGACGGUCUGUCUUGUGACACUUCUCAUAUUAUUACUUCAUUGUUCACCUUCUUGCAUUUUUUCUCUCCUUUUUUUCUCCAGCCUUAUUGAUUAGUCCUUGGGGGUUAGAGAUGAUGUUUCCUUGCUUUUUGUAUUUUUCUUACUCCUGAUCCUAAAAAAGGGACCAUGCUUGUAUUAAUUGACAGUUGCUGCUUGAGAAGGGAUAUUUUCUAAGGAAUGUUGUUAAAUGAAUCUUAUUUUUAGAAAGUAAAAAAUUCUACUCAUUAUGUUUUAUAUAAAAGCAUGUACCAUCAGAGUAAAUAAAUUCGAGAUAAUUUGUUCUGGUUAAUAUUACAAAAAUCAUGGAAAGGCUUAGGGUUUUUUUUGUUGUUGUUGUUGUUUUUGCGAAAGUGAAACUUUCUAAAUAGGACAGAAUGUCAAAUCAUGAAAUUUCUAAAAGCGACAAAUCAGGCAGUAUUAUGUGGCUCAAUCUAGUAAGAUCCAAUAGUAAUUCAUCUGCUUGCUUCCAUCUGAGAUGGAAUGAGCUCAAGGGAAGCAAGUCCCCCUCUGCUUUAGUCUUAGAGAUAGGAAGCUAGGGAGAUGCAGGUCCUGGGCAGAAGUCGAUGUCAGGGGCAAGAACUUGAGCCAUCACUGAUUCCUGUCAUGAGUCGGUACCACUGUGGUUGAUAGGCCCUCCCUGCUACAUUGGAACCUCCAGAACAUUGAUGUCACAUCAAUAAGGGUCAUUGUCAUGAAUGGCCUGGCUCUUCUGGGCUCUGGGUUCAGAGUUGAUCUGCAUCAUGUCAGUGAUCUUCACUCCCAACUUGCUUUGAGGCAAGGCCAGGGUCAAUGACAAUAUCCUGGAGGAGAAUGACCAGCUGAUCCACCAUAUUGUAGAAUAUCAGAACAAGGGUCAAGCAAAUGAAUGCAUUAAGUACAAACAUAUGUUUGAUAGAAAUCUCAUUUAUUUAGUUACCAUUGCAGAUGCCAGCAUAAUCAGUCUCAGUAAGGUGGUGGAAUAAUCUUCCCGGUGGCUGUUCUAAAGAGUGAUAGAACAGAACCCAUCUCUUAUGAAAUAGAGACGUGAUUGCUACCAACUCAGCUAUUUAGAACAGGAGUGAAAAGUCUGACUUCUUUUAAACUGUGAAGAAAGCUACUAACACCACUAUAUUCUCAGUGUAAAUAUUGUAGUAAUAAAGCAGAUCCUGCA
Messenger RNA from Peromyscus californicus insignis, 2315 nucleotides. Its product is annotated as SS18-like protein 2. Lineage: Eukaryota; Metazoa; Chordata; Mammalia; Rodentia; Cricetidae. The record is from RefSeq and is a predicted model, not a curated record.